UCGCGCAUAAGUUUCGACUGAUAAUUGCAAUGGGCUGAAAGUAUGUUUGGGCAUCCAUUAAUGCUAACAAUUCGUGUAAUUGAGUUGUUAUGUUUCAAUUGGCUGAUAAGCCCAUUGACAGAUAGAUGCAGAGCCAUAAACUUGCGAUAUUAAUACCGGCGCUGCUGUUCAUUGAUUAACUGCCACGCCCGUCAAUCAGUUCAGCGAAAUGGGUCCCGUGAUUAAGUUGUUUGAUUGCAAUGACCAUGCCGAUGACAAUGAUGAUGACAAGCUACCAGUUGGGCCAAAGGACAAAUGCUUCUGCAUCAGACGCGUAACUCGUAUCAUACUAAUGUGCGUCGCCUUUGUGCUGACCAUCUACGUCUGUGUGUUAUCCUCGGAGCGCUACUUCCAGUACUGGGUGCAGACCACAAUCGAUCGCACCGACGUUCACGUCUCGGAGAUUGCCUUCCCAGCCAUCACCAUUUGCCCCACCCACAUGACGCCCAGCACGCACACGAAUGCCAGAGAGCAGCGCCUAAUGUUGCUCUAUAAUCUAAUGCAGAGCAUUCAUUGGCGCACCCCAAUGGGCCAUUCCACACAGUUGAACAUUAGCGAGUUCGAGGAAUUUAAUAACCACUCGUUGCUCUACCUAGACAGCAUAUUCGACUUUGGCUACACCUGCAAGGAUUUGUUUUUGGAGUGCACUUGGCGCCGCCAAGAAGUGGAUUGCUGCAGCCUGCUGUUCCGAAGGCUGAAGGUGGGCUCCUGCUACGUCUUCAACUCGCUGCUCGUCGAAGAUGCCGAUCCCACAUGGCCCUGGUCGGUGGCCGAUUCUGGACUCAAAAGCGCGCUAAGUAUCAAGGUUAAUCGCUUUAUAAACGGCAUCAGGCUGGCGGCCCUAGGGGUCAUUGUGCAAGAGCCGGGUCAGUAUGUGGGUUCCAGUGUGACGUAUUCCACAGAUGAUCGGAUUGUUGUCGGAUUGCAGCCGCGGCACUUUACGGCCGAGCCAGCUGUUAGGGCCCGCCCCGUGAAUAAGCGAUAUUGUUAUUUUAUCGACGAGCUGAAGCAGUCCUAUUCAGAGUGCAUUGUCAGAUGCCAUAUGACCUACAUAUCCAGGAAGUGUAACUGUACUCACAAACUAUUCCCAAUCAAUGUAGACCAGACACAUGAGGAGCCCCUGCGCCAGUGCACCACUGCGGAUUUGCUGUGCAUGCAAAAGAACGGAGGUAAGUGUUUGGCAGGCAGAGUUAGAACGUUAGUUAAUCAACGAGUUCGCAAAGUCUCACUCUUUUACAUGAGCAACAUAAUUGAGGAGUCUAAGAACAGUGUCUUCAAUACCACCCGUUGCAAGUGCUAUCCCAUCUGUGACCACACUCAGUAUCAUGCAGCUACAUUCACGGAUCGGCUAAGCAGCUCCGACAGCAGAGGUAAUCAGUUUGAGAUUGACGUCUACUUUCAGGAGGAGACCCUUUUCUCGUAUCGCUCCACUCUGCAUAUAACAAUGCUUGACUUGAUGGUUUCGUAUGGGGGCAUAGCUGGUUUGUUUUUGGGUCUAUCGGUGGUCGGAGCCAUAAACAGCCUAUUGGAUCGCAUUACUUGCUGCAGCAAACCCACACCACAGCUCAUUAAACCUGAUCUCGAAGUUAAAAGAGUCUCACGUGUUGUUACCUGUAAUCAAAAGAACAUGAACGAAUAG
Drosophila navojoa is the source of this 1678-nucleotide messenger RNA. RefSeq names its product pickpocket 30 (gene ppk30). Gene Ontology annotation, biological process: sodium ion transmembrane transport. Gene Ontology annotation, molecular function: ligand-gated sodium channel activity. NCBI's taxonomy places the organism in Eukaryota, Metazoa, Arthropoda, Insecta, Diptera, Drosophilidae. The record is from RefSeq and is a predicted model, not a curated record. Gene Ontology annotation, cellular component: plasma membrane.